Messenger RNA from Drosophila busckii, 5017 nucleotides. RefSeq lists its product as uncharacterized. The record is from RefSeq and is a predicted model, not a curated record. Lineage: Eukaryota; Metazoa; Arthropoda; Insecta; Diptera; Drosophilidae. The transcript has 6 exons. The coding region runs from base 655 to 4335 and encodes 1226 amino acids.
UGUUUAGUUGUGCACCACCCACAUGUGAUACAAAUGUACCAAAACUGGUUGGUCCAUUUUUGUUUAAAUUGGUAAAUUUGUUUAAAUAUUGGUACACAUUUUUUUCUGGUCCUGGGACCUGGUUUGUGAAUUUGAGCAAAUUUCAAACGACGAUGUAGCCAAGUGUUUAACCAGUGACCGAUGGCGAUUGCUAAAUCUAAUUUCAUUACUUGCAGUCGCUACGAUUCGUAUACCAAAAGUGAAAGCUGCUUCUUUCGGCAGGAGUUGGCAGAGUUAUGGCUAAAUAUUCGCUUUUGAAUUGGCCCGCACAAAGCAACCCGAAGCUGUGGCCACUUCUCACGGUUGCAACUUCUGGUAAGUCAAGUGCUUUGCCUUGUAAUAUAUCGUACGCGGCAUAAAUUAAAUUAUAUAUUCUUUACUUGCAGCUCUUGGUUACUUGUUAAGCCCAUAACAAAAUUACAGACAAAUUAGGAAGAGGCAGCAGUAAAUCGUAUAAUAUAAAACAAAAGGCUUUUAAGUCAAGCGACAGCAUUUCAUUUGGUGUGGCAGUGCAACGUGAGUGCAACGGAUCGACUGACAACCAAUGUGCAGCUCCUAGUGCCCGCUGAGACAGACGCCGCUGCACUGCCGCUGCAAACUGCAUGCGGCAUACACAUGAAGUGUUACAACAUGACAGAUCCAUCCAUAGGCUCAUCAUCGCCGCACUGGGCCAAUCUCAUCUCCAGCAACAACAUGCCGACUUUUGUAAUCGAGUCGACGCCACAUAAUGUGACCUACAAUGUGCCGUUGGUGCCGCCAGCGGCAGCGCAGCAAUUGCCGCUGCUCAUGAGCGGCCAAAUGUCGCCCUAUGCGCCCGUAUUCCAUCCCAUGGGCUCGUAUGCCUCGCAUCUGAUGGCGCUGGAGCAGGCGGCGCAGAUAAAUCCAGUGCCGGCGCCACCGCCACCACCACGCCCCAUGGAUCCAAACCUAGAGGAUUUCUACGAUCGUGCGCCAAUAUCAGAGAUAUUGCUGUACAAUGGGCAACCGCCAGCGCAUGUGCAAACAUUUCUAUACCCCGUUGAGGCGAAUCUCAAUCUAAUGCCGCAGCAGCAGCCGCAGCAGCAGCAGCCGCCGGUGGCAGCCGGACCGAUACGUGGUCCAUGGUGGUCCGAGCAGCACGUAGAGCAGCAAUCGCAAGUCUUGGCUCCCCCCACACCGACAGCCUCACCCACAUUUGAGGGCUGGCGUCAUGCGCACAAACAGUCCAUGGAUGUGGCCAAGACUCUGGCGGCUGCGCAGCACAUCCCAGUGUUUAUCCCUUGUCAGCAUUCAACAGCAGCUAAAAUAGCGCGAGAGUUUUGGCCGGAAAUGUUGAGAGAGGAGCAAGUGGAGUCCACAGCAGUUGCGGGGACUUCAACAUGCAACAGCAACAGCAACAACAGCGACGACAACGACAGCAACAACAACAGCAAUAAUAAUAACAACGACGACAACAACAACGAAGACAACAACAACGACGACGACGACGACGACAACAGCGAGGAGCUUUGGCAAAAUGUUGAUCAACUGUUGGCAGCGAUUACAGCGGCUACUGCAUCUGCCGCUACUGAAUGGCGUGGCCAUAUCUUAGGCUCGGAAUGGUGGCCCAGAGCAUUGCCAGCAAUCCCACAGGAGCUUCGUUUGCUGCCGCCACGUGAUCCAUGGUUCGAAUCAGAAGCCAAAUUGCCAGCACCGCGGCGGGAAUGGUGGCAAGCAGCAGCCUUUAAGCCCAAAAAGAAGCCACAGGCAGCAGCUCAGCCGCCAGUUCAGCUGGUGCACCCACGCAAGGCCGACUGCUGGCUGCCCUAUGGCUAUGUGCCACAACUUGCUGUAGCACCAACAGCAGCGCCGUCAUUUGCAACUAAAGUGAAAGUUGAACUUCCAGCAGCAGCAGCAGCAGCAAUGUCAACUUUACCGCUACAGCCAACCGGAAUGGGAACCGAAGCUGGUGGCAACAACAUCAGCUACAGCUUCACCAGCAGCAGUAGCAGCAGUAGCAUCGAUGCUCUAUCCGACUUUCCCUCAUUCGAGGAAUUUGCCAGCCAGGUGAGUGACUGCAGCUUAUCCAGCUCCGAGUAUAUGGCGACACUAAGAAAUCUGAUAAUGCGUGCGCACAACCUCAUGCUGCCGCUGCUGCGUGGUCGCUUCGCCAAAAUGUCGCAAGCACAGAUGGCGGCAUACACUACCGCCCUAUUGGGCGUGACGCCGUUGCAUCCGAGUCUCUUUCUGCCAACGCUUUCCACACAGAGCUCUGAUCGCCCUUGGCUAGACGUCCGUGCAGAUCAUUUGCCGCCGCCGAGUCAUCCGCCGCUGGAUCUACCGCGUACAAAGCAACGUCCGAUGCGCUUCGAUGUGGGCACACAGACCGAGUAUCAUUGUUGGUGCAUGCACAUUAGCAUGUAUCCGCCGCCGCCUCUGCCCCCGCACGUACCACCGCCUCCUUGUGGCGCACACUUUGCAGGGCCGCCGCCACCACCGCAGCCGAAUGGGCCCUGCCUGAUGGCUCCCUGUGCUAGCUUCUGGGGCAGACCGAUGGCAGUGCCUGUGCAUCCGCAUGCGCGUCCUCAUGCCUUCCCCCAUGCACCUCAAAUGCAGCGAGCGCCGACGCCAGCCUCGCACUAUGGCUAUCGUUUCAAUACCUACAGCUUGCCCUACAAUGGGCAGCAGCAGCAGCAGCAGUGCCCACGGGCCAUGCCUAGUCGAAUGACGGCGCCAGUUUUGGGCGAUGAUAGUCUUAGCCCCAUGCCAAUGCUAGCGAUUAAUCAGCUAGCAAUGAUGCCGCCCCCCGUCCCGUUCCCAAUUCCAGUGCCAGCGCCAUUGCCACAGCAGCAACACCAAAUAUCAAAGCAGCAACAAGAACCAAGCAGCGGUGGCAGCAGCAAUUCCUCCUACAGCAGCUCCUCUAGCUUAAGUUCUGAGCAGCUCGUAGCGCAAAGCUUGCUGCUGCCCCAGCUAGGCACUGACAGUUGCAGCGCCAAUUGCAGCGGCAAUAUCAAUAGCAGUGGCAGUGGCAUUGGCAACGGAAGUGGGGUCGACAGUCAAUUUUCCUGCUCGUCGAGCGGAAUGUCAGAUCAGUUGUCGGAUAGUAUGAUAAGUGUCUCUUCGGUGUUGCAAUCAAGCACGUCCAAUUUGCCUUCAAGCAGUUUGAGCUCCUCAGUGGACAACAAUGAUAACGAUAACGAUAACGACAAGGACAAUGAUAACGAUGCGCAAAGUGUGAGCGAUAAUGAUAUUCAAGGCCCAGAUAGGUCGACAGAGACCGAAAGUGAAAUUUUGGGUGACAACGAUGAGGAUAACGAUGACGAUAACGAUAACUGUAACGAUGUCAGAGAAGCUGUAGCUGUGCUCAAUGUGCCCUUUGACUAUGAACCGCCUGACAGCAACCACAGUAUCGAUAAGUCACAAAGCGCCUCUGGCAGCGGCAGCGGCAGCAGCAACAGCAACAGUGACACCAGCAACAGCAACAAUCUCAACGAGUCGAUGGAGCAAGAUCAAGCACCAAAAGAUGAAGUCGACGAAGCUGGUGAAAUUGAAAAAGAGCUAGGGCAAGAGCUAGAUGAAGAGGAUAAACAUCCUGGCAAGCAAUACAGCAGCUUGUUUAUGCAACCCACUGGUCCCAUGAUGCCCACCAUGCCACCCAUGCCGCUAAUGCGUUUAAUCGUCUCACAGAAUAGCAAUCGAGUCGAUCCCUCGCCCAUGAUGUACGAGAUUAACGACAAUGUCUUUGUCAAUCCCAAUGUAACGCCACACUUGGUCAACAACAUGGGCGUAAUGCCACCCAGUGGCACCCAAAUGAACCACAAUGGACCCAGCAUGACCAACGUGCCACCCAACAUUCAUUUCAUGCCAAACGAACUGCUGCCCGACGCUGCCCCAACGUUGCCAGCGCCAACUCCGCCUUUGUUAAAUACCUAUGGCAUGCACUAUCCAUCUGACUAUCAGCCGGCGGUCGCGCUGCCACUGUCAAUACAGCAAGGAGCAGCAGCACAGCCUCAAGUAGCACCUCCAGCACCUCCACCGCCGCCGCCGCCGCCGCCGCCGCCGCCACUGCCACCAACGCCACCGCCACAGCCACCAUCGCCCCAUUGGCAUGACGCAAGCUGCAAGGACUGCGCCUACACCAAUCAUGUCCUGCAGUUCGACGCCUCACACGCCCCGCAAUUGGAUAUGAGCAUGAACAUGAACAUGAAUAUGAAUCCCUACUCAUAUCACUUUACUGAGCAUAGUGCAAGUCAGGAGAAUAAUGCGGCCACCAACUAUGAAGGCGUCAAUAGACCACCCUCCCUCUAUAUACCUAAUCCACACUUUAGAUACUGAAAGUGCGCACCAAACUUUUAUUAGCUUUACAUAUUUUCAAGUUUUUUUUUUUCAUAUUCUUAUUUUCUUUUUUUAAAUUGUUUGUACCAAAUUUAGCUAAACAUUUGUUAUUCCUUGUUCAAUAUUUCAACAAAAUUGCGAAAACCAAAAAAUAUAGUAGGCUAUACGAAAUGUAUUCGAACAGUUUAGCAAGCCGAAAGACUGAGUAAGCACAGGAAGGUUAUGGAAUAUAUGGGAUCUAUACAUAAUCUCAGCUUUACCACAUGUACGGACUGGGGUAAAAGGAAUCUGGUUUUAGGUUUUUAUGCACAUGCACGUCAACAUUUAUGCGAAACGCGCAACGCGGAACGCGCAACGAAAGCCACUGCUACAUAUUAACUGUAAGCGCGCCAUGGAAUUCUCAAGUGGUUUAAGGCAUAGCUGGUGACCAGAACGUGGGUGGGGGCGUGAACACUGAACCCUGAACCCUUUGAACUCAAGCCGGUGUGUGCGUUGCAAUGUGAAAAGAGUCGAGACGCCUUCAAGCUGAAUUAAUCGGGCUAAUCUUUUACGCUGCUUGCAUUUUAAAGCGCCCUCUUUGUUUAAGCCGAGCAUAUCGCGUAUACGUGGCAGGGGCCGAGGCAGGGGCAGGGGCUUGCAUUUUGCAUGCAUGUGUGCAUUUUUUUUUAUUUCAAACACACAC